Molecule: messenger RNA, 1587 nt
Organism: Trematosphaeria pertusa
Lineage: Eukaryota; Fungi; Ascomycota; Dothideomycetes; Pleosporales; Trematosphaeriaceae
Product: SPRY-domain-containing protein
Exons: 3
Coding region: 1-1587 (528 amino acids)
Molecular function (GO): protein binding
Source: RefSeq, a predicted model, not a curated record
AUGCUCUCGCAAGAGGCUCCGCUAGCUGGCUCGCCUCCAACCACGCUUUCCAAGAUGCAUCUGCCCAGCCAUCAUGCGACCUCCGCGCCGCCUGCCAUCGUGCUCGAGACGGCCCAAGGCACCGAGCGAUUCUACAACGACCCUGUGCGGAUAGCGCAAUAUGAUAAUAUAGGGUCAACAGCGAAAGGCAUCAUGAUCGGCAUCUUUUCGGUGCUCGGCGCUGCCGGAUUCGUUCUUAUUCUCGCCGCCAUCGUCUAUUACUUCCGAUAUACACAGCAGGGACGCAUUUUCUUAGACCGGUUAACGAGGCCUGGAGAGUAUGAUGAUGAGCAGCAGUUCGCGAAGGAGGAGGCAGAGGCGCUGGAGGAGAUGGAUGAUUUACAACGGACCGAGUACCUGCGGGCUAAAGCCUUCAUCCAGGCGAACCCCCCGGAAUCCGUGCAAACCGACAUUUCUUUAUCGCAAUUCUUGGCCAUACAAGAGAAGGGUGUAUCCGCCUGGGAGUUUGAACCGGAGCUGGAAAUCGCCAACUGCUUCGUAGAAGGAAGGACCGAGAUUGAAUUCUUCGACUCUGAAUGCAGCGUACAGAGCAAUCUGCCGAUACCAAAGCAGAAUGAGGUCUAUUACUGGGAGGCGAAGAUCUAUGACAAGCCCGACACUACGAAUAUUGCUAUCGGCGUAUCAACGAAGCCGUAUCCGCUGUUUAGACUGCCAGGCUACCACAAGUACUCAAUAGCAUACAUGUCGCACGGAUCCCGCCGAUAUAACCAGCCUUUCACACCCUCUCCCUACGGCCCCGCAUAUGUGCAAGGAGAUGUCAUUGGCGUCGGAUACCGACCUCGCACGGGCACCAUUUUCUUCACACGGAACGGAAAGAAGCUGGAUGAUGUCGCACACGGCCUGAAGACGCAGAACUUCUUUCCUACGGUUGGCGCCAACGGACCGUGUCAGGUACAUGUCAACUUCGGACAGAUGGGUUUCGUCUUUAUCGAAGCCAACGUGAAGAAGUGGGGACUAGCACCGAUGACCGGCAGUUUGGCUCCUCCGCCACCGUAUGGAAGCGAACAAGGAUCCAUUCUCCUCGACAGCGGCCGAGAUGGUAUCCGGGAAGGAAUGGCUGGAAACUACAUCUCCGCUGGAUAUGGACAUGCUAGGACAAGCAGUCAGGCAAUGCGUCUCGGACGGCACCAGCCAACGAGUCCCGGUCCGCAGCGCAGCCCCACAGACAUAUCCUUAGCACAGCUGAGCCUUGUAGACUCCCAUGAAGACGAUGCGGGCGAGGGCACCAGCGCAGAAGCAGCAGCCCACCACCAGGCAGUCCACGGACUUGGUUUCCUCCAACCUGGCGAGCUCCCACCCGAGUAUACCAGCCCUCAGGGCUCCCCGAAUCUCAGCACAGCAACAAGUCACGACGAUGACUAUUGGCAAGAGCGCAGACCGCCAAUGCACAACCCGCACCAAGCCGGUCCACCAAUUCCAAGCUACGACGCCGCCAUGAGAGAUUCACCACAACCCGAACCUCCUCAGAUCCGCGUCCGUAGUGAUACUCAGAACUCUCGAUCUACAAGAAGAGGAGGACGUUCAUGA